AUGGCUUUAGCCAGGCUCUGCGCCCUGUUUGCCUGCUGCUGGGGGCCGGCUGCGGUGCUGGCCACAGCUGCCGGCGACGCGGAUCCAUCCAAGGAGCUGGAGUGCAAGCUCAAGAGCAUCACUGUGUCGGCGCUGCCCUUCCUGCGCGAGAACGACCUGAGCAUCAUGCACAGUCCCUCGGCCUCCGAACCCAAGCUUCUCUUCUCUGUGCGCAAUGACUUCCCGGGAGAAAUGGUCGUAGUGGACGACCUAGAGAACACGGAGCUACCCUACUUCGUGCUGGAGAUCUCAGGAAAUACGGAGGACAUCCCUCUGGUGCGCUGGAGGCAGCAAUGGCUGGAGAAUGGUACUUUGCUUUUUCACAUCCAUCACCAAGAUGGCGCUCCAAGUCUCCCUGGACAAGACCCAACAGAAGAACCCCAGCAUGAGUCAGCAGAAGAGGAACUGAGGAUCCUGCACAUCUCAGUCAUGGGUGGCAUGAUCGCUCUGCUGCUAUCCAUCUUGUGCCUGGUGAUGAUCCUGUAUACUCGCAGGCGCUGGUGCAAACGUCGCCGGGUCCCCCAACCCCAGAAGAGUGCCAGUGCAGAGGCAGCCAAUGAGAUUCACUACAUUCCGUCUGUUCUGAUUGGCGGCCACGGGCGAGAAAGUUUGCGCAACGCCCGAGUGCAGGGCCACAACUCCAGUGGCACCCUGAGCAUCCGGGAGACACCUAUCCUGGAUGGCUAUGAGUAUGACAUCACAGACCUGCGUCACCAUCUGCAGAGGGAGUGCAUGAAUGGAGGGGAGGACUUUGCCAGUCAGGUCACACGCACCUUGGACUCCCUUCAGGGCUGCAAUGAGAAGUCUGGGAUGGACCUCACACCAGGAAGUGACAAUGCCAAGCUGUCCCUGAUGAACAAGUAUAAAGAUAAUAUCAUAGCCACGAGCCCCGUGGAUUCCAACCACCAGCAAGCCACUCUGCUCUCCCACACCUCCAGUAGCCAAAGAAAGAGGAUCAACAACAAAGCAAGAGCUGGUUCCGCCUUCUUGAACCCUGAGGGGGACUCUGGCACUGAGGCAGAAAAUGACCCACAGCUGACCUUUUAUACGGACCCUUCUCGGAGCCGCAGGCGCAGUCGAGUGGGCUCUCCCCGAAGUCCUGUGAAUAAGACCACCCUGACCCUGAUCAGCGUCACCAGCUGUGUGAUUGGCCUCGUGUGCUCCUCUCACGUCAGCUGCCCUCUUGUUGUCAAAAUCACCCUUCAUGUCCCCGAGCACCUGAUCGCUGAUGGGAGCCGCUUCAUCCUGCUGGAAGGAAGCCAGCUGGAUGCCAGUGACUGGCUGAACCCUGCCCAAGUGAUUCUCUUCUCGCAGCAGAACUCCAGUGGGCCCUGGGCCAUGGACCUCUGUGCCCGGCGGCUCCUGGACCCUUGUGAACACCAAUGUGACCCCGAAACUGGUAGGCGGGAGCACCGGGAAGCGGGGGAAUGUCUGUGCUACGAAGGUUACAUGAAGGAUCCUGUCCACAAGCAUCUUUGCAUUCGGAACGAGUGGGGAACAAACCAGGGGCCUUGGCCUUACACAAUAUUUCAGCGAGGCUUUGACCUGGUUUUGGGAGAGCAGCCUUCUGAUAAAAUAUUCAGAUUUACCUACACUCUUGGGGAAGGCAUGUGGUUGCCCCUCAGCAAAAGCUUCGUGAUUCCACCAGCUGAACUGGCCAUCAAUCCAUCAGCAAAGUGUAAGACCGACAUGACUGUGAUGGAAGAUGCUGUGGAGGUCAGAGAGGAGCUGAUGACAUCAUCAUCCUUUGACAGCCUGGAAGUCCUCUUAGACUCCUUUGGGCCUGUGCGUGAUUGCAGCAAAGAUAACGGAGGCUGCAGUAAGAAUUUCCGCUGCAUUUCAGAUCGCAAGCUGGACUCUACUGGUUGUGUGUGCCCGUCAGGACUCAGCCCUAUGAAGGACAGCUCAGGCUGCUAUGACCGCCACAUCGGCGUUGACUGCUCAGAUGGUUUCAACGGAGGCUGCGAACAGCUGUGUCUCCAGCAGAUGGCGCCUUUUCCAGAUGACCCCACCUUGUACAACAUCCUCAUGUUCUGCGGGUGUAUCGAAGACUACAAGCUUGGGGUGGAUGGACGGUCUUGCCAACUUGUCACAGAGACCUGCCCAGAGGGCGGUGACUGUGCCGAAAGCAGAGAGGUCUCCAUGAACCAGACUCUGUUUGGGGAAAUGUUCUUUGGUUACAACAACCAGUCCAAGGAAGUAGCUGCUGGACAGGUGCUAAAAGGAACAUUCAGACAAAGCAACUUUGCUCGUGGUUUAGACCAGCAACUGCCAGACGGUCUUGUGGUGGCCACCGUCCCACUGGAGAACCAAUGUCUAGAGGAAAUCUCGGAGCCCACUCCUGACCCUGACUUCCUGACUGGAAUGGUGAACUUCAGUGAAGUGUCUGGAUACCCUGUACUACAACACUGGAAGGUUCGGUCUGUGAUGUACCACAUCAAACUCAAUCAAGCAGCCGUCUCUCAGGCCUUCAGCAAUGCACUCCACUCCUUGGAUGGGGCCACAUCUCGUGCAGAUUUCGUGGCCUUCUUGGAUCAGUUUGGCAACCAUUACAUCCAGGAAGCUGUCUAUGGCUUUGAGGAAUCCUGUUCUAUAUGGUACCCAAACAAGCAAGUUCAACGGCGACUCUGGCUGGAAUAUGAAGAUAUCAGUAAAGGCAACUCCCCAUCUGAUGAGUCGGAGGAGCGGGAAAGAGAGCCCAAGGUGCUGACAUUCCCAGAAUACAUCGCUAGCCUGUCAGACUCUGGCACCAAGCGUAUGGCAGCUGGAGUCCGAAUGGAGUGCCAGAGCAAGGGACGAUGUCCCUCAUCUUGUCCUUUGUGUCAUGUGACGUCCAGCCCUGAAACCCCUGCCGAGCCAGUCCUGCUUGAAGUGACCAGAGCAUCCCCCAUCUAUGAACUGGUGACCAAUAACCAGACCCAGAGGCUCCUACAGGAGGCCACCAUGAGUUCUCUCUGGUGUUCAGGGACUGGAGAUGUCAUCGAGGACUGGUGUCGAUGUGACUCCACUGCUUUCGGAACGGAUGGCCUCCCUACCUGUGCGCCCCUCCCACAGCCUGUGCUGAGACUUUGCACGGUACACGAACCCAGCAGUACCCUCGUGGUCCUGGAGUGGGAACAUUCGGAGCCACCCAUUGGAGUGCAGAUUGUAGAUUACCUGAUCCGUCAAGAGAAAGUCACGGACCGGAUGGACCACUCCAAAGUGGAGACAGAAACCGUGCUGAGCUUUGUAGAUGACAUCAUCUCUGGAGCAAAAGCUCCAUGUGCCAUGCCAUCUCAGGUGCCAGACAAGCAGCUCACCACCAUUUCUCUCAUCAUCCGAUGCCUGGAACCUGACACCAUUUACAUGUUCACCCUCUGGGGAGUGGACAACACGGGGCGACGCUCCAGGCCAAGCGAUGUGAUUGUGAAGACGCCAUGUCCUGUGGUGGAUGAUGUCAAAGCCCAAGAAAUAGCAGACAAGAUCUACAAUCUCUUCAAUGGCUACACCAGUGGCAAGGAGCAACAGACUGCCUACAACACCCUUCUGGAUCUGGGUUCCCCCACUUUGCAUCGAGUCCUCUACCACUAUAAUCAGCACUAUGAGAGUUUUGGGGAAUUCACCUGGCGGUGUGAGGAUGAAUUAGGUCCCAGGAAAGCAGGCCUCAUCCUUUCUCAGCUUGGAGAACUGAGCAGCUGGUGCAAUGGACUGCUUCAGGAGCCCAAGAUAAGCUUGAGGCGUGCAUCACUCAAGUACCUGGGCUGCCGGUACAGUGAGAUCAAACCCUAUGGACUGGACUGGUCAGAGCUCAGCCGGGACCUCAGGAAGACCUGUGAGGAACAGACCUUAAGCAUCCCCUACAAUGACUAUGGGGACAGCAAGGACAUCUAG
Molecule: messenger RNA, 3909 nt
Organism: Arvicola amphibius (Eurasian water vole)
Lineage: Eukaryota; Metazoa; Chordata; Mammalia; Rodentia; Cricetidae
Gene: Astn1
Product: astrotactin 1
Exons: 23
Coding region: 1-3909 (1302 amino acids)
Biological process (GO): neuron cell-cell adhesion; neuron migration
Molecular function (GO): protein binding
Source: RefSeq, a predicted model, not a curated record